This is a messenger RNA of Daphnia pulicaria, 3733 nucleotides long. Its product is annotated as nardilysin-like. Gene Ontology annotation, biological process: proteolysis. Gene Ontology annotation, molecular function: metalloendopeptidase activity; metal ion binding. The transcript is spliced from 17 exons. NCBI's taxonomy places the organism in Eukaryota, Metazoa, Arthropoda, Branchiopoda, Diplostraca, Daphniidae. Bases 240 to 3683 code for a protein of 1147 amino acids. The record is from RefSeq and is a predicted model, not a curated record.
CGAAAAGCGAUCUGAAGGUCUGAAGUAGAACAGUGAAAUUGUUUUCGAAAGUGUAAUUUGAUACACCAUGGUUACAUUUAUUGUUCAAUAAAUUGCAUUUGCGUUCUUAAAUUUGUUUACUUGAAACUAGAUCAUUACACUGCCGUCGUUAACUCCUGUCUAGACGUUCUGAUUAUUGAUCAAGGAAUAUAUUUUGCUUUUUGGUGGGAAAAGCUCCAAUUGGCAGAGAAACCCCUUAUAUGAAAAUAAAUUAUUUUGUUUUCACAGCUAUUCAUCAAAUUUUAAGCCAGCCAAUAAAAUACUUCUGCAUGUCUGCUAGUUCAGGCAAAAGGAAAGUGAAGAAUCUAAGGAUUUCUAAAGUAUCACUUCCAUCCGCUCCAUCAUUAGCUAGGAAAAGAAAGUUUUCUAACUUAACACAAACCCCAGUUCAAAUGGAUAAAUUGGAAACAGAGAAAAAAUUGUGUAUCGGCAAAGUUAUUUACUUGCCUAACCCUGUGAAAUCACAAAAUGACAAAAAGGAAUAUAGAGUGCUUCAGCUGACCAAUGGAAUGAGAGUAUUAUUGAUUUCUGAUCCCAACAUUAGUGAAACUGAGCCAGAUAUUGAAUCAUCAAAGGGAGUUGAUAACAUGGCUUACAGUUCAGCUGGAGAAGAAGAUUCCGAAGACGAGGGUGAAGAAGAAGAGGUUGACGAAGAAUGCGAAGAAGAAGAAGGAGGGAGUGAAAGCGAAACAGACGAAGAAUCUGAAAUGGACCCAGACUCGACAGAAUCGAAUGGUGUCGAUAGUGGUUCAACACGGAAGUCGAAACAAAUCAAAGAAGGAGAACGUAUGGCAGCUGCUGCAUUAUGCGUUAACAUUGGCAGUUUCUCUGAUCCUCCAGAUUUACCUGGAUUGGCACAUUUCCUCGAACACAUGGUUUUCAUGGGUAGCAGUAAAUAUCCAGAGGAGAAUGCUUUUGAUGAAUUUCUGAAGACAUAUGGUGGAGGUUCCAAUGCUUCAACGGAUUACGAGACUACUACUUUUGAAUUCGAAAUUCACCAGCGUUAUUUCCACCAGGCUUUAGAGAUAUUUGCUGAAUUUUUUGCUUCACCUUUACUGUUACCAAACAGCAUGAAACGCGAAAAAGAGGCGAUUGACAGCGAGUUUCAGAUGGCUUUACCCUCAGACUCAUGUCGAAAGCAGCAGCUAUUCGCUAGUCUAGCAAAAGACGGACAUCCCAUGUCCAACUUCACUUGGGGAAACUCAUCUACACUUAACUUAGCUGGGGAUCCGGAUGGCACGGAACUAAAUCGUCGUCUUCGCUUGUUCUGGCAAGAACAUUAUACAGCAAAUCGAAUGACUUUGGUCUUACAAUCAAAACACGAAUUAAAUCAGUUAGAGGAAUGGGCGGUAUCCAUCUUUCAAGGAAUCCCUUCUACAAAUAGCCAGCCUGCCUGUCCACCAAACUUUAAGGAUUUAGGUUUCCCUUUUGAUACUCCACGUUUUAAACGCGUAUUGAAGGUAGUCCCAGUGAAAGAUGUACAUCAGGUUUGUUUGUCGUGGGCAUUACCUUCUCAAUUGGAAAAUUAUCGGAUCAAACCACUGGGCUAUUUAUCGUGGCUUAUUGGACAUGAAGGUCGAGGCAGCUUGUUGGCAUAUUUACGACGCAAGGUUUGGGCCUUAGACCUGGCUAGUGGAAAUGAUGAAAGCGGUUCUGACCACAACUCGACCUACGCAUUGUUUAGCAUCAAUAUUAGUUUGACAGAACGAGGCAUGGCAGAAAUCGAGCAGGUUAUAGCUGCAGUUUUUCAGUAUAUACACAUGUUGAGGAACCAAGGACCUGAAGAACGGAUCUGGCGGGAAAUUCAAACUAUCGAAGAUCUUAGUUUCCGUUACGCAGAGGACAGCCCCCCAGUUGAAAAUGUGGAAACGUUAAGCGAACACAUGCACAAAUAUGCUCCUAUCGAUUAUAUUACUGGAGACGCACUCAUAUUCGAUUACAAAAGUGAUGUAAUUUCUGAAUGUAUGAACGCUCUACGAAUGGAUAAUGUCAAUAUCAUGAUAUUAUCUAAAGAUUUCGAAAACGCGGAUGUUUGCUGCGACAUUGAACCUUGGUUUCAAACCCGCUACGAAGCAAAAGACAUUCCUGAUGACUGGAAGCAAAUUUGGUCUCGAGCAUUGGAGGGCGAGUUGCCGUUCGCUAUUCCAGAACCAAAUCCAUUCUUGGCUUCUGAUUUUUCACUUUUUGAACCUUCUUCCAUUGCUGCAUCAAUUUCCGUUCCUACCAAGAUUCACUGCACAGAAGAAGGGUUCUCCUUGUGGUACCGCCCAGACAGUAAAUUCCGCAUACCAAAAGCAGUUUUGAACUUUUAUCUCGUGACGCCCUUAUCUACUGAUUGUGUUCGAAACGCUGUUCUUUUAGAGAUAUUAGCCAAAAUACUCAAGCAUCAAUUAAUGGAAAAAGUGUAUGAUGCAUUAGUAGCUCAGUUGGAACUAGCUAUUCAUCACUAUGACAGAGGUCUAGUCAUAAAAGUUUCCGGAUUCAAUCACAAACUUCAUUUGCUGAUCAGUGCAAUUGUAGAACAGUUUGUUAGAUUUGAACAAGACGUUGUAGAUGAGGUUUUCGAAGCCUUACGAGAACAGCAAGAAAAGGCAUACAAAAAUUUUUGUAUCAAGCCUUCUAAGCUCAUUACGGAUGCACGCUUAACUUUGCUGCACACCUCUCAUUGGUCGGUGUUAGAAAAGUCAGAAGAAGUGAAGGAUUUGACUUUAGAUGAUCUGAAGCUCUUUUCAACUCGGCUUAAAGCGAGUUUCAAUUUAGAGUGUCUUGUUCAGGGAAAUUAUUCGAAUGAACAAGCUUUGGAAGUGGCUCUCAGUUUCAAAAGAAAUCUACAGGCGAAUGGACGAUUAAGCGAUGGCGCUUUAUCACCGAUUAGAAUAUGUCAAGUACCGUUGGGCAAUAAAUGCUGUCGACUGGCUAGUUUCCAUCCCACAGAUUCUAAUUCCGUGGUUGUUAACUACUAUCAAGUAGGACCCACGAAUAUGCAUCAGACCGCGAUCAUGGAAAUCAUCGUCAAUCUCAUGGAGGAGCCAGUGUUUGACAUUCUUCGGACCCGCGAACAACUAGGAUACAACGUAUAUGCCACUCUUCGGAAUACUUUCGGUGUUUUAGGGUUUUCUGUUACCGUCGAUUUUCAGGCUGACAAGUUCAGUGCCUCACAUGUGGAUGCCAGGAUAGAAGCAUUUUUAAACCAAUUCAACCUCAACUUGGAAGCUAUGACCGAAACCGAAUUACAAACCCGUGUGCAAUCCCUAAUAAAAUUAAAGCAGGUUCCAGAUGUGUCACUUGACGAGGAGGUUUCACGUAACUGGAACGAAAUCCUUAACGAAGAAUAUCUCUUUGAUCGUUUACAGCAAGAGAUUGAACAUUUGCCGCUAGUCAGCUUAGAUGAAAUCCGAUCUUUCUUCCAGCUGUGCGGUUUACCGUUGAAAGAUUCUCAGCGAAGAAAAUUAUCGAUGCAGGUCAUUGGUAACGAUAAGAAAAAUGUCAGUCAGAAUCCAAAAGACGAGAAGAUUAAAUUACGUUUCCUGGCUGAGAAUGACUUGAAUUGUAGCUUUAUUGAAGAUUUAAAUGAGCUAAGGCAAACUGCGAUGAUUUUCCCACCAUUGAAGACUUUUAAUGGUCUACCAACUACCGCCAAGUAAACGCGUGAUUCAACAAUUUUAAGCCAAUAAAUGGGUACUAAAACCUUGAA